AUGGGAACCCUCAGAAGUUUUGUCUUCCUCUCUGUUCUAUGCCUGCUACAGAGUUGCAAUUCUUCCCUGAUAAAACUGCAAGGCAACGGCUAUGAAGGCAUUCUUGUGGCUAUAAACCCUGAUGUGCCAGAAAAUGAAGCUCUAAUUACACAAAUACAGGACGUGGUGACUGAAGCUUCUACAUACCUGUUUAAAGCUACAGAAAACAGAACAUAUUUUAAAAAUGUAAAUAUAUUAAUUCCAGACACCUGGAAACAAAAACCUGAAUAUAUGAGGCCAAGAUCUGAAAGCUACAAACAUGCUACUGUCAUAAUUGCGCCACCUGAACAGCCAGGUAGAGAUGAACCCUACACCAAACACUUUUCACAGUGUGGAGAAGAAGGAGAAUACAUUCAUUUGACUCCUGAUUUUCUACUUGGAAACAAACAAAAUGAAUAUGGACCUCCAGGUCGACUGCUUGUCCAUGAAUGGGCUCACCUCCGCUGGGGAGUGUUUGAUGAGUACAAUGAGGAUGAGCCUUUCUAUGCUGCUUCCAACAAGAAAAUUGAAGCAACAAGGUGCUCCAAAAGUAUUACUGGUAUAAAUAGAGUUUAUAAGAAUCAAGGAGGCAGUGAUGUACUGAGAAAAUGCAGAUUUAAUUCUACUACAAAACUAUAUGAAAAAGAUUGUCAGUUCUUCCCUGAUAAAGAGCAAACUGCAAAAACAUCAAUAAUGUUUAUGCAAGCUAUAGAAUCUGUCAUUGAAUUCUGUAAUGAAAAGAACCAUAAUAAAGAAGCUCCAAACCUACAAAAUAAAAAGUGUAAUCGCAGAAGCACAUGGGAAGUGAUCAGCACUUCUGAGGAUAUUAAGAACACGAUGCCUAUGAUGGCAUCACCCCCUUUACCUGUGUUCUCAUUGCUGAGGGUUGGAGAAAGAAUUGUGUGCUUAGUUCUUGAUAAGUCUGGAAGCAUGAAGGAGUCUAAUCGUCUGACCCGAAUGAACCAAGCAGCAAAACAUUUCCUGCUGCAGACUGUUGAAAACAGAUCCUGGGUGGGAAUAAUUGUUUUUGAUAAUAAUGCUGUCGUUCAAAACCCUCUAACCCAAAUAACAAGUCAGAAAGACAGAGAGGCACUCUUGACAAAGUUACCUCUGAUAUCUCAGGGAGGAACUUCCAUUUGCUCAGGAAUUCGAGCGGCUAUACAGGAAAUUCAAUUAGUAUAUCCUCAAGUAAAUGGAUCUGAAAUACUACUGCUAACUGAUGGGGAGAAUAACACUCCAAUAGACUGUGUUGAUGAAAUGGUCAAAAGUGGGGCCAUCCUUCAUUUAAUUGCCUUGGGACCGAAAGCUGACACAAACGUCAUUGAAAUGAGCACUCAAACAGGAGGAAAGCAUUUUUUUUCCACUGAUGUUUCUGAGAACAAUGGCCUUGUGGAAGCUUUCUCAGCUCUUACAUCAGAAAACACACCUCUCUCUGAAAAAUCUCUUCAGCUUGAAAGCAGUGGGAAGAAGCUCAACCAAAAUCAGUGGAUAAAUGACACUUUAAUCAUUGAUAGCACCGUGGGAAAGGAUACAUUCUUUCUCAUCACAUGGGACAAAAUAUUUCCCCUAAUUUCUCUCCGGGAUCCCGAAGGAACAAAGAUGGAAAAUUUCACAGAAGAUAAAGAUUCCAAUAUGACCUACCUCAGUGUUCCAGGAAUUGCAAAGGCUGGCGUUUGGACUUACAGUCUUCGAGCCAAAGCAAAUGAGGAAAUACUAACUAUUACCGUAAAUUCUCGGGCAGCAAAUUCUUCUGUGCCUCCAAUCACAGUAAAUGCUAAAAUGAAUCAAGACACAAACAAAUUCCCCAACCCUAUGGUGGUGUAUGCAGAAGUUCUACAUGGGUUUACACCCAUUCUUGGAGCCUCUGUGAGAGCCAUCAUUGAAUCAGACCAUGGAACCACAACUUUAGAACUUCUAGAUAAUGGUGCAGGUGCCGAUUCUAUAAAGAAUGAUGGUGUCUACUCCAGAUAUUAUACAGAUUAUAAAGGAAAUGGCCGACAUAAUUUAAAAGUACAGGUUCAUGGAGGACCAACUGCCAUGAAAAGCUUAAGACAUCCCCCAAAUAGAGCAGCAUUUGUACCAGGCUGGGUGGUUAAUGGAGAAAUUCAAGGGAAUCCACCAAGACCUGAGACUGAUAAGGACAUCCAAACAAACGUGGAGAAUUUCAGCAGAAUGGCGGCUGGAGGUGCAUUUGUACUUGAAGGUGUUCCACCUAAUUUCAAUCCCUCUACUCUUGACUAUUUCCCACCAAAUCAAAUCACAGAUCUUGAGGCCACGGUUGAGGGGAAUAUGAUCACUUUGACAUGGACAGCACCAGGAGAUGAUUUUGAUAUUGGAAAAGUUCAACGGUAUAUCAUAAGAAAAAGUGGAAAUAUCCUUGAUCUAAAAGACAAUUUUGAUGAUGCCGAGCAAGUAAUCACUAAGAAUAUGAUACCAAAGUAUGCCAACUCUAAGGAAACAUUUACAUUUGAACAAGAAAAUGUAAGAGAAAAUGCAACCCACAUGUUCUUUGCCAUUCAAAGUGUGGAUGAUAGCGGUCAACAAUCUGAAAUAUCCAACAUUGCACAAGUAGCAUUGUUUAUUCCUCAAGCAGAUGAUGCCCAAGAGGAAAAUUAUCCUAGUUCUGGAAUUAGUACUUCUACUCUGGUGUUGGUGGUGGUUGGAACUGUGGCAGCUAUUAGCAUAAUAGUCGGUACUACUGUUUGUAUCGUUAAGAAGAGAAGAAAUUCAAAUAUAGUUACCACUAGUUUUUAA
Molecule: messenger RNA, 2772 nt
Organism: Sorex fumeus (smoky shrew)
Lineage: Eukaryota; Metazoa; Chordata; Mammalia; Eulipotyphla; Soricidae
Product: calcium-activated chloride channel regulator 4-like
Exons: 14
Coding region: 1-2772 (923 amino acids)
Biological process (GO): chloride transport
Molecular function (GO): intracellularly calcium-gated chloride channel activity
Source: RefSeq, a predicted model, not a curated record